UUUUUUUCUUUGCCAACUGCUCAAUAAAAUAAACACUCACGAAGAAGAAAAAGCGGAAGUGGAACUGAAAACAUAGCUGCGCCCUAUGUGGGCACCACGGAAAGGACUUUUUACUUUUAUACUUUCCUGAAUAAGGUUUUGAUCGCGUAGUGCUCCAUUAGUAUGUGGACGAAUGUUAGGGCGUCGGGAGCCUUCCUGAAAAGCUUUAGUAAUGUCCUGCACUGUGGAAUGUGGAGAGAGUGGAGGGUGGGCACGCAGGGCUGGAAACUUAUGUCAUCAUCAUCAUCCACACUGCGAUGGAGGCUCCUGUUUUUUGGUACCGAUGAUUUCGCUGUGGAAUCUCUCAAACACCUAACAUCCAGCAGCAGGAAUUCCGCAGAAGGCUUAGUGGAGAAUCUGGAAGUUGUUACAUUGCCUGGCGACGUCCCAGUGAAGAGGUUUGCCCUGAAGAACAACAUCACACUCCACGCCUGGCCGCCCAACCUUACCCAAGGACAGUUUGACGUCGGUGUGGUCGUGUCUUUUGGCUGUUUGCUCCAUGAGAGACUUAUCAACAAGUUCCCAUACGGGAUAUUGAAUGUUCACCCCAGCCUGCUGCCCAGGUGGCGAGGUCCAGCACCCAUCUUCCACACCAUAAUGCACGGGGACACUGUAACAGGGGUCACCGUCAUCCAGAUCCGCCCUCACAAGUUUGACAUCGGCCCGAUUCUCAACCAGCAGCUCCAUCAGGUCCCAGAGAGCUGCACGGCCGAUGAGCUGGGAGCCGACCUGGCAACUAAAGGAGCCCAUCUGCUGAUCGAUACAUUGAAGAAUCUGCCCGAAAGGAUAGCAAACAAAAGGGAGCAGGGACAGACGGGUGCAACGUUUGCUCCCAAAAUAGGUGCAGGCCUGAGCUGGGUGGUGUGGGAGGAGCAGACCUGUGAGCAAAUCGCUCGCCUGUAUCGCGCCAUUGGAUCCCGGAUACCUUUAAGGACUGUGUGGAUGGGCCAAACGAUGAAACUUCUGAAUUUUGUGGGUAAAUGUCACAUAUCGGAUCCAAGAAAAGUGCCCAUCCCUGGUUCUGUGUGUUACCAGAAGGAGUCCAAUACACUGGCUGUCUGCUGUAAGGAUGGCUGGGUCGGGUUCAAGGCGGUGCUCCUGAAAAAAAGGCUGUCAGCUGCUGACUUCUACAACGGCUACCUGCAUCACACGCCCCUGAGAAACACGCCUGAUCAGACAGCUGAGGGACACUUCUUCAGUGGAAAAGAUGGAACUAAAGACAUUCAAAAGAGAAAGAACUCAACCUUACGAUAGAAGAGCCAUGUUCUUGUUUGAUAUAUAGGCUUGGAAAUCAUAUGGGCUGAAUUUCUUUCAUUCAUUUGAUGCACUUUUUUGUUAAAGUGACAUCACCUUGUAUAGUUAAUUUAUUGUACAAAUGUGUUCAAUACUUCUUAUAAAUAAAUGAAGUAUUAAUUAACAGAUUUCUUUUGGCAUCACCCCUAACCGUUUCCAAACAGGAAGAUGAGAAAGCCCCCCCAAAAAAGACAGUCUGUAUUGUCAUAUAUUUCUCACACAGUUUCCUAAACUUGUUUAUAUAUAUAUAUAUAUAUAUACAGGGGUUGGACAAUGAAACUGAAACACCUCUCAGUUUAGUGUGGGAGGUUUCAUGGCUAAAUUGGACCAGCCU
This is a messenger RNA of Menidia menidia (Atlantic silverside), 1666 nucleotides long. Lineage: Eukaryota; Metazoa; Chordata; Actinopteri; Atheriniformes; Atherinopsidae. The record is from the annotation of a GenBank genome assembly.